AUGAAUCAAGAGGAAAAAACUAAAGAAAAAUUUGAAAGUUCAGAUUUAGCAGAAACUGAAUCAUUUACUCAAGCAAUUGCUUCUAGAGACAAUAUAAUUUCUAAACGAGAUGAAACGAUUAAAAUUUUAAAAAAGCAAAUCGGAGAUCAGCAAAGAACUAUUUCUUCACAAAUGGAAGUAAUUGAAAAAGAAAAAGCUGGUCGAAUUGAUGCUGAAAGUCAGUUAGCAGAAAAGAAAGAUUUAAAAGUUGAACAUAAAGGAAAAUAUUUCAAAACUGAAGAAGAAAAAGGAGGUUGUUUUCUGCGAGUAAGAAAACGUUUUGACCUCCUCAAUCGUUUUCUACUCUCAAAAAAUAUGACAAUUUUAGAGAGCAAUCAACCCCAAAAUUUAGAAAACGAAUUUUUAAAAGGUUUAAGAAAUCGAACCGUAGUUGGUGAUAUUCAAAACCAAACUAUUGUACAAAGUAAAAUUUUACCACACAUCAAAGUUUUAAAUAUUCCUGGUGAUGUUUUAAAAAUUGUUGGUUUAAAAAGUAAUCGACCAAGAAAAUUUACCUGGGAUUAUGACCAAAAAAAAUUUGGACCAGGAGAUGCAGUAAUUCAUAAGGCGGAAAUUACCGAUGAUGAUAAACUAAUUUUCUAUACUGUUUUUAGCGAACCAAUUGAAAAAAUUGCGGUAGGAGAAAAAUCUGCCGAAACAAUAGCUAAGCAAGCUGAUCAAGUGGCUUAUGAUAUAGCAGACUUUUACGAUGAAGAGUUUGUUCAAAAUUAUGCUUGUGACCUUAAUCGCUAUUACGAAGGCGCCAUAGUUGAAUUAAAUACUGAUCAACUACGAGACACGCAAUUAGUUGGAGAAAUUGCAGUUACAGUUGGUUAUCAAAUGACCUCUCCUUCAACAAUGUUUAAUAAGCGUCGAGAAAGAUGUAAUGUGCGAGACACUAAACAAAUUCUUUGUUUUAUCGACUACUCUCUUUAUGGUAGAGGUAAAAUGGCUUCGAUUUAUACUACUCCUAGCCCAGUUUUGAAAGAAUUAGAAAAUACUUUUACCGUAAUUCCUUGUAGCAUGACGAAUAAUGUAAAACUUUCUCUAAUUGAUGAUCCGCAAAAAUAUUUAAAACUUUUAGAAAAAACUUUUUCUAGUUUCGUUGAACUUGAUAGUGGCGAAAUUAAGAAAAAUGAAGAAGAGUUUUUUAAGAAAUUAAGCAAUGAAUUGAAAAAAUUUGAUGAAACUAAGGUAAAGGAAGGGUUGAAAACUUUACUUACAAAGAUAAAUCCAGGUGAAGAUGAUGCUAACAAAAAGCAACGCUUCGCAAAAAUUAUAGAAUCCUUAAAAGAUAAAAAUUUGGUAGAAGAAGAACAAACAGAAGCGGAAUAA
Molecule: messenger RNA, 1374 nt
Organism: Ambispora leptoticha
Lineage: Eukaryota; Fungi; Glomeromycota; Glomeromycetes; Archaeosporales; Ambisporaceae
Source: the annotation of a GenBank genome assembly